UUCCGCCGCGCUAGCCAGUCUAGGUGGUGUUGGCUAGCCGCGCUAUGCCAAAAGAACAACAAUGCCGUUGAAUAUUUACGGUUCUCGUAGUACAACAGCUACGGCCCCUAGGGACCAUAUUACAGCACCAACUACUCGGAAGCGGUUAACAACAGAUGCGUUAGUUCGGGCCGUCAAGGAGUUCCCCUGCCUCUACUACAGCGAGCACCCGUAUUUCAAGAAUUUCGCCCUCAAGCGAGAAUGCUGGAAGAAAAUUGGUGCCAACUUCGGCGUGAGCGGGUCCUUGUGUCAGUCCAAGUUCAAGAAUGCAAAGGACACGUACAAGAGAGCCAAGAAUGCCAUGCGCAAGGCCAUGCUACGACAGCAUGAUGUCAAGCAUGGACGCAGCAAGCCUUGGCAAACUUGGCAGCAUUUUGAUCUCAUGAAAGAGCUCCUGGACUCGCCCACUGCUCCACCUGAGUCAGAGGACCUAAUUGUGCCUAUUGCUGAGGCUGAUGAUGACGGCGAUAGCAUACAAAGCUUUGGCAGCAUCACCAUCAGCUAUGAGCCAGACCUUUCAAGCAGUGAUGAAAAGCCGGCGAAAACAGAAAGUACUGAAGCCGUGAGCAAUUGUGCGGUACCGCCCACUCGCAAGACAGAGGACACGGUUCAGCACCUUUUGUCGCUAGAGACGACCAUGGCCAACUCAUCUCGUAAGACGGAAGACGCUGAUCGGGACCUUUCUUCACUAGAGGCGACCAUGGCCAACUCAAUGGCCAAGUGCAUGGAGCACUUGAAGAUGCUUCAAGAUGAGCGCAAGGAGAGUGGUGAACAAAAGGACACAGUUUACCACUUUUGCAUGUAUGUGGCCAGUUGCAUUAGGGAACAGAACAGAAGGGAUCAGCUGGAAGCCAUGCAAGAGAUCUACACUGUGAUCCACAAAUACCAGAAGAGGCAGCUUGAGAAUACGUGAUCUGUGUGCGUGAAUAACCAUCUGCAUUUUAGUGUUAUGUUUAAUCUUCAUUGCUGUGUCACAAAACACCUUUUCGUUCAAAGAAACUUUGGCCUGAAAGUGUAAAUACUUAUCCUAUUCUAAUUCUCUUUCACUGUAUGCUUUGUCAUUGGUCCAAGCAACGGAGUGUAAUUAUUGCAUGUAUCAGCUGAUUGUGACUGGUGGAUGAUGAUAAAUGAGUAGAACUGUGUGAAAGUGAUUGUUACAUUAUACCAGCCAGGGGCGUAGCCAAGGAGGGGUUUGGGGGGGGGGGGUUCAAACUCCCCCCGAAAAUUUUCAAUUUUGCUCGCGUAUAUGUACACGCACACAUACAAAUGCAUGCACUAAAGCCCCUGAAACUUCGUAAAGUAGCGACACUUUCCUCCUCCGCUCGCGUUCCUCCUCGUUCUCCUCUCCUUCGCACUUUCUUUUCGAGCAUGGCGCCACCUACCUUGCUCCUGCGUAGCAGACGAUGCUUCGCAAAGAGAGCUCGCGUUUGCCAGGCGGCGCGCUUUAAGCAUUCGCACUAGCCGCCUAGCUCUUGGUAUCCUUUUUUUGAAAUUAUAUAUGUUGUUUAGGACAUGUUAGGACACGUUUGUAAAGGACAUGUGUGAUGUUGAACGUUAAUGUCCCGCUGUACAUGAAGCCUUCUUAAACCUAUAUAUUGUACACGUCGUCCUCGCGAGGCGAAUUCACCGCGCAUACCAAUGACGCACUGAGGCUACCAGUACGCACUAGAGGUAGCCGUUCCGAAGUAUCGGUUGGGUAAAUGUAGUUAACGCCGUUAUACGUGCCUGUAUUAUGUAGCACUGUACACUGCAAUACAAAAGGGCGUAUUUGAGGCAUCUCUUUCCCACAAAAUAUCCAGCAUCUGGCUCACUUGUUUUUUUGUUUCACCAAAUCUAUGCGCUCGCUUGUUCCUGUUAACUGUUUAACAACCUCACAAAAGGGGCGUGCUAUGGGGCGUAUUUCUGUCCCGAAACAAUAACCAUCAAUCUCGCGUGUCUUUCCUUGCAUUAUCGCCGGCCGUGCGGUACUUCCAGGACACGAAUGGCGUGCAUGUUAUUAAAAAGCAUCCUUGAUAGGAAAGUGGCGAGCGCCGAGUAUUCAAGAAAGGAAGCGCAAACUAGCCAGAGGCUGGUUAUUGGUGAGGGGCAAGAAGACUCCACAAAGGGUGCGGACAGUUUUUAGAGUGCAAGAAACACAUGGGCAAUGGGUGUUGGCGGUAUUAUGCUAGUUAAAGAGUGGCGACUAUUAUUUAUUUAGAAAAUGAGUGUCAGUGCAAGCAGCAGCUCGGAGCUUCUUUGAAAGAAGAAUGUGCCAGACAGAAGGCGUACGUCAUUUCCAGUCGAGACAGCGUUGGUUAAUUCGUUAAGAGAUUAGACGCACCAACCAUAGUGCGCAAGUGCGCCUCGUAGACGUACUUGACAUACGAACUAUACUCGCUGCUCAAUGAGCAAGCGAACGAAUAAACUAGCCUGCCACCGUAAACGUUUCCUUCGCGAGAGCUCCACUCGCGGAUAAUAUCUGGGGUUUUACGUCCCAAUACCACGAUAUGAUUAUGAGAGACGCCGUAGUGGAGUCUGUAAAUUUUGACCAUCUGAUGUUCUUUAACGAGCAUUGACAUCGCACGGCACACUGGCCUCAAGCUAUUCGCCUCCAUCGAAAUGUGGCCGCCGCGGUCGGUCGCGACCUUCGGGUCAGCAGCCUAGCACCAUAACCUCUGCUCCGCCGCGGCGGAAAGCUACUCGCGGAUAUAAACCUCCACACGAAAUGGCACGUAAACCUUCGCGCUAAAUAACACGUAUACGUGAGGUUCCUAAACGAUGAACGCACCCUGCGACUCGGUUGGGCACGCAUGCUUUGCCUACCUACCUUCUAUCGCAAGUUCAAAGGCGGAUCUGUCGACGUAAAAGAGCCAGAGAAAGCUAUUUGCUUUAGGAAAAGAAAAAAAGACCGAGCACGCAACAAAAACAGAGAGUACCACUCUUAAUGUGAGCUUUCGCACUCCAGCUUUGUUUCUUCAAAAGAACUGCACCGAAUCUCUGAAGUUUCGCAAUCACAUUUUCUAUCGUCAGUCGGCGUGCCAUGCUAGGCGCACAAACCAAUACCGCAAACUCAAAGAGUAGGCGUAUCACGUCAAGCAGAAAACGUAACCACAUAUUAUUGAAAAAAAAAAAACAGUACAGACUCCGCAGAAGCAGGAAUAAAACGUGUGAGGAAUAGCGACGUACUUCACUAUUAACUGAGACGUGUCUACGGCGUUAUAGCACGCAUCAAUUUGCGCGAACCUCGACGAGUACUUAUAGUGAGAGGAUAGCAACUUACCUCGCAUAGUCGCGUCGAAAACGUCGGCCGAAAGUUCUAUCU
This is a messenger RNA of Rhipicephalus sanguineus (brown dog tick), 3340 nucleotides long. RefSeq lists its product as uncharacterized. Gene Ontology annotation, biological process: regulation of transcription by RNA polymerase II. Gene Ontology annotation, cellular component: nucleus; transcription regulator complex. The record is from RefSeq and is a predicted model, not a curated record. NCBI's taxonomy places the organism in Eukaryota, Metazoa, Arthropoda, Arachnida, Ixodida, Ixodidae. The transcript has 5 exons. Bases 62 to 952 code for a protein of 296 amino acids.